Solanum lycopersicum (tomato) is the source of this 1296-nucleotide messenger RNA. RefSeq names its product calmodulin-like protein 3. The record is from RefSeq and is a predicted model, not a curated record. NCBI's taxonomy places the organism in Eukaryota, Viridiplantae, Streptophyta, Magnoliopsida, Solanales, Solanaceae. Gene Ontology annotation, molecular function: calcium ion binding.
CCCAAAACAAAUUUGAAUUUCCUCUUCUAUUUUUUUUUAUCUACCCCACCACAAACCUUAAUAAGUAGUUUUCUAGUUACUUUUGACAAAGGGUAUCUCUUCAUCUUCAACUUAUUGACACUUUUGUUUCUUUUCAUUUAAGCUCAAUUCUCCAUCUUUUUCACCAUUAAUAUCCAUUUCAUCUUCCUAUUCCCAUUGAACUUCAACCAUCACAAAGCAAAACAAAAGAUGUUGACACUAUUAACCAUUCUUUUCUUAGCAUUUCUCUUCAUUAUUGGCCUUAUCACAACAAUUUUCAAUUUCCCAACUAACAAGUUCCACUCUUUAAUUCAAUCAAUCUCACUAGAAUCUCAACCUCUCCAAGAAAGGACCAUAACAACACCCCCAUCAUCAUCAUCAACAACAACAUCCAUGGUUGAUCAAAAGAAGGCAAAAAGCUUUAACAAUUACAACAAAGUUGAACUAAGGGGUAUAUUUGCAACUUUUGACAAGAACAAUGAUGGUUACAUAACAAAGCAAGAAUUGAAGCUAUCUCUAAAGAAUAUUGGGAUAUUAAUGGAGGAUAAAGAUAUUGUUGAUAUGGUUGAGAAAGUUGAUACAAACAAAGAUGGUUUAAUUGAUCUUGAUGAGUUUUGUGAACUUUGUCAUACUUUCUUGGGAAUAGAUGGAGUGGAACAAGAAGGUGAAAUGAAUGAAGAAGAAGUUGCUAAUAAAGAGAGAGAUCUUAAAGAAGCUUUUGAUGUGUUUGAUCAUGAUAAAGAUGGAUUAAUAUCAGAAGAAGAAUUGAGUAAGAUACUUUCAUCUUUAGGAAUGAAAGAAGGUAAGAAAUUGGAUCAUUGUAAAGAAAUGAUAAAGAAAGUUGAUGUUGAUGGUGAUGGAAUGGUGAACUUUGAUGAGUUCAAGAAGAUGAUGAAAGCUUGUGGAACUCUUGUUCCAUUUUCUUAAAGCAACCAUAUACCAAUUGAAGAAAAUUAACCUUUUGUUACAAGCUAUACAAAUUACUAGUAUUCUUUUUGUAAUCUCUCUCUUGUUAUAAACUCGAGAUGAUAAACUCGUUCUUUCUAUUCUUCUCCAUUUUAAUACUGAACUUAGUUCGCUUGAUGCAGAACUUGGAUUUGUACUGCCUAAUGUUAUGAUGAUAUACUAGUAUUCAUUCAUUAGUUACAGGUUCGAAUCGUGAAAGCAUAUACUAGUGCUUGUAAUAGGGUAGACUAUCUAGAUAACAACCCGAAUCCUGCAUGAACACAGGAUGCUUUGUACACCCUUUUAGAAUUCAUCCAUGAGACUUCAUUUAGA